Messenger RNA from Danio aesculapii, 2136 nucleotides. It is a transcript of the gene gja8a, whose product is annotated as gap junction protein alpha 8 paralog a. NCBI's taxonomy places the organism in Eukaryota, Metazoa, Chordata, Actinopteri, Cypriniformes, Danionidae. Gene Ontology annotation, biological process: cell communication. The record is from RefSeq and is a predicted model, not a curated record. The coding region runs from base 1 to 2118 and encodes 705 amino acids. The transcript has a single exon. Gene Ontology annotation, cellular component: connexin complex.
AUGGGAGACUGGAGCUUCUUGGGUAAUAUAUUGGAGGAAGUAAACGAACAUUCAACUGUGAUUGGCCGAGUUUGGCUCACAGUGCUAUUCAUUUUUCGAAUUUUAAUUCUGGGCACGGCUGCGGAGUUUGUCUGGGGAGACGAGCAGUCUGAUUACGUGUGCAACACUCAGCAGCCAGGAUGCGAGAAUGUGUGCUACGACGAGGCCUUUCCAAUCUCUCAUAUUCGCCUAUGGGUGUUGCAGAUCAUCUUUGUAUCCACACCUUCACUUGUAUACGUGGGCCAUGCUGUCCAUUACAUCCACAUGGAGGAGAAACGAAAGGAGCGUGAAGAAGCUGAGGUCAGCCACCAGCAAGAACUUUGCGAGGAGCGCCAGGCAAUGGAUCAGGGAAGCGUUCGCACUGCCAAGGAGACCAGCACGAAAGGGAGCAAGAAGUUCAGACUCGAAGGAACCCUGCUGUGCACCUACAUCUGCCAUAUCAUCUUCAAAGCUCUGUUUGAAAUAGGCUUUGUAGUGGGACAAUAUUUCCUGUAUGGGUUCCGCAUCCUGCCUUUGUACAAGUGCAGUCGUUGGCCAUGCCCUAACACGGUGGACUGCUACGUCUCCCGGCCCACCGAAAAGACCAUCUUCAUCAUUUUCAUGCUUGCAGUGGCUUGUGUUUCCCUGUUCCUCAACUUUGUGGAGAUCAGCCACCUUGGCUUGAAGAAGAUCCGCUUUGUGUUCCACCGACCAGCUCCUGCACAGUUGGAGCCGCUUGGACCUCCUGAGAGGAGUUUACCGUUUCUUCUAACCACCCCUGUCCAAAAAGCCAAAGGCUACAGGCGCCUCGAAGAGGAGAAGAAAGACGAGGUGGCACAUAUCUAUCCACUAGCUGAGGUUGGGAUGGAAGAGGGCCAGUUCUUCUUACCUCAGCUAGAGAAGGAGCAGAAAAGCAGUCAGGAGGCAAUUAUGCCAACAGCACCACCUGCAGAGGAGACAAUUAUAUGUGAUGAGACUCAACCCUCCUUCAUUCAGUUGAUAGAGACACUACCAGAGCUCCCAACUGAAGAGCCGCCUAGGGAAGGAGAUGAGGUAGACAGCCUAAAAACUCCAACAGUGCUCCCAGAGGUACUAGAGGAGCAUUCAGAAGGGGAAAGUGUGGAGGAAACCUAUUUAAUUUCACUUGAGGAGAGUUUUGAUGUAGAUCUUAAAGAUCUGGCUGGGAAAGUGGUGACUGAAGAAAAGUUGCUAAAAGAAAGUAGCUUAGUAGAUGCUGAGCCAAAACAAGAGGAAAACCUUUCAGGAGCUGGAGAGGAGAAGGAAACCUCACAGGAAAUUGCGGAAACAGAGGAUAGCAACUUUCCAACCAAAAGGUUGAGGGAGGAAGAGGGUUUACCUGAUGUGGUUGAAGAAGCGUCUGAAGAAGAGAGAGAACUUUGUGAGCUUGAACCUUUUGUGAAUGAGGACACUGUGCAGGAGAUGAAAACUAUAGAUGAUGUGAAUACUGAUGAUCAGGAUGUGUCCAAAAUACCUGAAGGUGAACAAGAGUCUGAGGCUUUAGUGGAAAUUGUAGCAUCAAAUCUACCUGACAUAGCGCCUAUUGGGGAUGAAGUAGAUAUGGGAAGGGACAAAGAAGAUGGAGUUCAAAGUGAUGUAGUAGACUCAGGAGUUUUAGGAGAUUUAGUAGAGAUUGAAAUGGUCAGAGCUCUAGAUGAUCUACAAGAUGCAGAAGCUUGUACUCUAGAUAUAGCUAAGAAUGAUCUUUUAGAAAACGAGGAUAGACCUCUUGAGACUGCAGUCAAUACAGGUGGAGAGGAUCUAGAUAAAUCUCUAGGACUUUCAGGUGACACUAACCAGUUGAAAACUUUGGGGAAGGAAGAGGUAUCAUUGGGGAUAGAAGAUCCAGAGGACGUCAAAGGCUCUGAGUUGGUAGAGUUAAGACAAGAAGAUGAGUCUGUGGAAACUGAAAACCUUGAGAAGGAAGAGUGUUCUGAAGAAUCAAAAGCCUUGGAGGCUCUAGAGGAGAUGAUAGAUGCUCCAGUUGUAGCUCUAGAGUUAGAACCAACAGAGGAAACAAGAUCUUUAAGUCGUCUCAGCAAAGGUAGCAGCAGAGCCAGGUCAGAUGAUCUAACUAUAUGACUGACCAAGAAACACAAA